Molecule: messenger RNA, 1714 nt
Organism: Aegilops tauschii subsp. strangulata
Lineage: Eukaryota; Viridiplantae; Streptophyta; Magnoliopsida; Poales; Poaceae
Product: cysteine protease 1
Biological process (GO): proteolysis
Molecular function (GO): cysteine-type peptidase activity
Source: RefSeq, a predicted model, not a curated record
AUCAACUAGUUGUGUUGUCACCGGCGUGCGUGUGCGUGCAUCGCGUCAGUAGUUAGCUGAUUAGUCGGCCGUGAGUUAGUGGCCGGUUGGGGUGGCCGGGUCGUGCGUGCAUGCAUUAGAUGGAUAUGCUAGCUACGUGUGUGUGCCGGCCAAGUAAACGGGCUGCAUGUGUGCGGUUGGUUAGUGCGUGCGUGGCCGAGUGUGGCGGCCGGCCCUGUGUGAGCCAGAGUAUAAAUCCCCCGUCUCUGUAUUGGUUGCGUGAGCCGGUGUUGUAGCCAUGUAGCCACCGUAAAGAAGAAAAUGAUUGGGGCGUUCGUGCGCCCGCUACGGCGUUCGUGCGCCGGCCCGGAAUUUUUUGUGUCUUGUGUCUUCUUCUACCUCUAGCCGAGAGUGAGAGAGGACUGCGGUUCCAACAGAGUGCGCGAGGAACGGGCAGAACAGCGGGUGCAACGGCGGGAUGAUGGAGGACGCGUUCGACUUCAUCGCCCGGAACGGCGGCAUCGACACGGAGGAGGACUACCCCUACACCGCCAAGGACGGCAGGUGCGACCACGCCAAGAGGAGCCGCACGGUGGUGUCCAUCGACGGCUUCGAGUCGGUGCCGGAGAACGACGAGCUGUCGCUGAAGAAGGCGGUGGCGCACCAGCCCGUGAGCGUGGGCAUCGAGGCCGGCGGCCCCGAGUUCCAGCUGUACGAGUCGGGGGUGUUCACCGGCAGGUGCGGCACGGAGCUGGACCACGGCGUGGUGGCGGUGGGGUACGGCACCGACAAUGGCAGGGACUACUGGAGCGUGCGCAACUCAUGGGGCCCGGACUGGGGCGAGGACGGCUACAUCCGGAUGGAGCGCAACGUCACCGCGAGCACCGGCAAGUGCGGCAUCGCCAUGAUGGCGUCCUACCCCGUCAAGAACGGGCCCAACCCGUCACCCAAGCCACCAAACCCGCCGAAGCCGAAGCCGGUGGCCUGCGACCGCCACAGCAAGUGCCCGGCGGGGAGCACCUGCUGCUGCACCCACGGCGUCAGGAAGACGUGCUUCGUCUGGGGGUGCUGCCCUGCCAAGGGCGCCACCUGCUGCAAGGACGGCGCCACCUGCUGCCCGUCGGACUACCCCGUCUGCAACGCCAGAAUCGCACUUGCUCCAAGAGCAAGAACAGCCCGUACACCGUGGAGGCGCUCAUCCGUACUCCGGCCAAGCGAAGCAGGACAACGACACUUACACAACUGGUUGAUUUAGUGUUCUCCGAAUUGGACAUCUAGGCUCUGAGUCUUUUCUAGUAUUAUUUUUUAGCACAUAGCUACAAUAGUAUUAGGACUAUUUGAAAUUUGUAUCCGCAGGAAUAUGUACAUACGAGAUACGAGAAUUUCCACCUUGUUGAAGAUCAGACAUUCUUUGUAUCUAUUGUUUUCCUUUUCCUUUGCAUCUCUCUGUUUCCAGCUCUAUCUGUUUAUGUUCUUCAAAUUAGUUAUGAUUUACAUUAAUGGUUUCAAGUUUGUCAUGAUUUAAAUUGGGUGCUUUUUUUAGAAAAAAAAAUGAAUUUAUUACAAAAGUUCAUCAAAAGUAGAAAGCAAGCAUAAUAAGAAUUACAUCGAGAUCUUUGGACAACCGAACAACCACUAUUGCCGUCAGAACAAGUUGUCAAUGCGUUGUUGUCGCCGCCCCCCUACCGAACUUUGUCAGUGACAGCCAGGGAGACUUUGUGCACGUGGCCCUAAG